Messenger RNA from Medicago truncatula (barrel medic), 1037 nucleotides. Its product is annotated as 18.1 kDa class I heat shock protein. NCBI's taxonomy places the organism in Eukaryota, Viridiplantae, Streptophyta, Magnoliopsida, Fabales, Fabaceae. The record is from RefSeq and is a predicted model, not a curated record. The transcript has a single exon. Bases 256 to 741 code for a protein of 161 amino acids.
CAUUUAUCACAAAAAAAUAAAAAAUAAAAAAGCAAUAUCCGAGUCUCUCAUCUCAAGAACUCUAGAAUGUUUCAGAAUUUUGAAGAACAGUAGGGAUAGAACGAAUCAAUAAACAGCAUUUUCUGGAAGUUACAUGAUGAAUACCUCCAUCUCUUUUAUAAACCGUGCCUGCAAAGCAGAUGAUUCACACUAAGCAUUGACUGCAAGUUAAAAAUCUACUACGCUCAACUUCCAGAGUUCUCAACUACAUCAAACAUGUCGUUGAUUCCAAGUUUCUUUGGUGGCCGAGGCCGAAGGAGCAACGUUUUCGAUCCAUUCUCCCUUGACGUUUGGGACCCAUUCAAGGAUUUUCCUUUCACCAAUUCUUCACUUUCUGCUUCUUCAUUCCCUCAGGAGAAUUCUGCUUUUGUGAGCACCAGGAUUGAUUGGAAGGAGACCCCAGAAGCUCAUGUGUUCAAGGCUGAUCUUCCUGGACUGAAGAAGGAGGAAGUGAAGGUUGAAAUUGAAGAUGAUAGGGUUCUUCAGAUAAGCGGUGAGAGGAACUUUGAAAAAGAAGAUAAGAAUGAUCAAUGGCAUCGUGUGGAGCGUAGCAGUGGAAAAUUCAUGAGGAGGUUUAGAUUACCAGAGAAUGCGAAAAUGGAUCAAGUGAAAGCUGCUAUGGAGAAUGGUGUUCUCGCUGUCACUGUCCCUAAGGAAGAGAUCAAGAAGCCUGAAGUCAAAGCCAUUGAAAUCUCUGGUUAAACUCAGAACAAGCUUUGUUACUCGUCUUUUGUUUAAUUCGUGUGCUUUUUUUGGUUGUUUUGUAAUGCUUACUUUGUUUGUGAUGUCUGUGCAAGGAAUACUUGGUGUUAUAAUGUAAUAUGUGAGAUGUUAAUCCAUAAAUGAAUAAGUAAACAGUUGUUAUUCUUCUUGGUGUUAUAUUAGUAUUUGUAUUCCAAGGAAUACUUGGUGUUAUACUUAGUUGGCCUUAUACUUUGUAAACCAUUUUCAAGACAGACUUUUAAUGAGCUCAAUGGCAGAUGAAAUUGGUACUGUAA